Tachysurus vachellii is the source of this 1621-nucleotide messenger RNA. RefSeq names its product B2 bradykinin receptor-like. NCBI's taxonomy places the organism in Eukaryota, Metazoa, Chordata, Actinopteri, Siluriformes, Bagridae. Gene Ontology annotation, cellular component: membrane. Bases 1 to 1143 code for a protein of 380 amino acids. The transcript has 2 exons. Gene Ontology annotation, biological process: vasoconstriction; G protein-coupled receptor signaling pathway; smooth muscle contraction. The record is from RefSeq and is a predicted model, not a curated record. Gene Ontology annotation, molecular function: bradykinin receptor activity.
AUGACUGAUUUAAGAUCCAGCUCGCUCUGUUUUAAAGCAGUCAGACAUGUGGUUUGCUCAGUAGAGAGGGAGGGAAAGUGGAGGCAAAUUGUCAGAGGAAAACAGCAAAUCUGGAUUGAUUUUAGGAGCCAUCCCAUUCCGAUGAGCUACCAAAUGGAGACGGACAUCCCAGGAACAACACCCCUACCCUUUCCCACCAAUCUCACAAAUCAUAGCCUAUGUCCUGAACCAGAGGCAUGGGACUGGUUGUACACCAUGCAGCCAAUAUACAUGUUUAUAAUCUGUGUGCUAGGAAUCCUGGGAAAUGUCUUUGUCCUGCUAGUAUUUUUCCUGCAUAAGAAAGCCUGUUCUGUGGCAGAGAUAUACCUGGGGAACCUGGCUGCAGCUGACCUCCUUCUGACAUCUUGCCUACCUUUCUGGGCCAUCAAUGUGGCAAGUGGUUUCGAAUGGCAGUUUGGCUCGCUGAUGUGUUGUUUGGUAAACACGGGCAUCAAAAUGAACAUGUACUGCAGCAUCUACUUCCUGGUAUUGGUGAGCGUGGACCGCUACCUGGCUCUGGUGUUUGCACUGACUUAUGGCAGAAUGCGGCGGCCCUGGUACGCCAAGCUGAGCUGCUUGGCUGUGUGGAUUCUGGGUAUCAUCCUGAGUGUCCCGACACUUAAAUUCAGGGAGGUAAUGUACAUCUCCAAGUACUCAGUCACUGCUUGCAUACUGAACUACCCCAGCCAAACGGUGGAGCUGGUCUGUGACAUUCUGCUUGUCCUGCUGGGCUUCAUCAUCCCUGUGACUGUCAUUUCCUACUGCACCUGCAAGAUUAUACAAGCAUUGCACUGGAAAGUAAUGGAGAGGUUCAAUGCAGUAAAUAAAGAGAGAAAAGCCACGGUGCUGGUGCUAGCUGUUCUUCUGGCUUUUCUGCUGUGUUGGAUUCCUUUUCACCUGGUAACCAUUUUAGAUAUCCUUAUAAGAUAUAAAAUAUUAAGUGGGUGUACACUACAAAAUGUCCUGGAUAUCUGUAACCAAAUAUUCACAUAUUUGGCAUUGAGCAACAGCGUGUUAAAUCCAAUCCUCUAUGUGAUAGUUGGCAAAAACUUCAGAAAGAAAGUGAAGGAGCUCCAGUCAUCAACACGGAAAACAUUUGCAUGAUUAAUAAAAUAUUAAUAAAUAUUUGCUUUUCAAACAGAUAACCAGUGCCUGAGACCAACACUGUUUUAUUGUCCUGAGUUAGGUAAAUGUUGUUAAUUUAUAUUUCUCAAAGAAAUUUCAAGAUGUAUUACAGCCUUUGUAUGUGUUUGUGUUAUACAGCAUAUCAUUGUAUUAUUGUACUAUUGCAUGUGUUUAUGUACCAAAUGCAGUUGCAGCAAUACCACGUAUAAUUAAGAUUUAUAUUAGUGUAAUUAAUAAUUAGGCUAGUUAAGAGAUGGCAGUAAUUAACACUGUUUAUGCAAUAUUCAGAUAUAUUUCAUUUUCAUAUGGGGACUUCUAUAACAAUUAAAAAUAAUUUCUGUUUUGUAUUUUUUUUUCUGAAACAAUACAUAUACACUGAAUAAAGGUUUUUUGUUAUUAAUUUAAUUAAGUAGUAUGUCGCUCUGGAUAAGGUCAUCUGCCAAAUGCUGUAAGUGUA